GAUUUGCGGCUUGAUCUCGUGAUCUCGUCUGGCCCAUCUCGUCUACCUGCUGCUGCUGUAAGAAGUACACCCAUCGUGAUCUCGUGCAACCUCGAGCCACCUACCCCGCAAGCUUGUCGACAUCACUUUUGCAAGAAAACCUUUACGUGUAGUGCACGAUCCCUCUUGCUACCGGAGGCGACAACCCAGCGGACAAACCUGUCGAGCGGGGCACCCAAACCGAACGGUAUCUUGGGUGAAAAAGGGCGUGCGGGGGUGGAUCCAAAGCAAUGUCUGAACGAAAAACGGAGGGUAAGGACCACAUGGAGGAUGGUGAUGAGGACCUAGAGGACCCGGAUCUGAAGGUUAUCCUCCUGGGAGACUCUGCCGUGGGGAAGUCAAAGCUGGUGGAGCGGUAUCUAAUGGACGAAUACAACCCCCGGCAGCUGUCUACAUUCGCGCUGACGUUAUUCCGGAAGAAUGCUAAGCUGGAUGACGGCGUCGAGGUCAAAGUUGAUUUCUGGGACACCGCGGGACAGGAACGGUUUAGCAGCAUGCACCCUUCUUACUACUACCGGGCGCACGCUUGCAUCAUGGUUUUCGACGUUACUCGAAAGGCAACGUACAAGAACCUUUCGGACUGGUACGGGGAACUGCGGCAGUACUCGGAGAGCAUCCCUUGCCUGCUCAUCGCCAACAAGAUAGAUGUUGACUACCAGGUGACGAAGAAGAGCUUCAAGUUCGCCCAGCAGCACGAUCUCCCUUUUUUCUUCGUCUCCGCGGCCGACGGGACGAACGUGGUGAAGGCGUUCGACGAGGCCGUCAAGGCCGGCAUUGAGUUCAAGAAGAACGGAGGCGACUUCGUGGACGAGGCGCUGUCCCUAUUAGAGGGAAAAUAAACUGCUGUGGAGUAGAGGGUCAAGUUUAGCGAGCUUGGCGGUUCUCGACCUGUUGUUUGAGAGUUCCAUAUCGGUCCCCCUUCCAACUGUAUUUUGUAGGCAGUAAAUAAUUGGUCUUGCGUGUCAACUAAACGAGGAAAGCGCAGAAAGCAAUGGCCGAGGCAUGGCCCACACUCAAGCUGGUUGCAGGCCCAGGGUUUUCGCCGAGGACUGUAUUCGUCUAUGUGUGUAUUAGGGCGGACGCAUGAGUCGGGAACAACGCGAAGAAAGCGACGAGUUGAACUUGUUCGACUUAGCUGAUAGGUACUGUUUCUCUUUGACGCACACAGCAAUGUCAUGGUUCAAAAUAUUGUGUUUGAAAGUGUGAAAUCAAUCAUCAACGCGGAGAAUUCUUGCGCGCACCUGUUGAGAGUCUUGGAGGGGUCAACAGGAAGUCAUUCUACCGUAGAUAGGCUAACUUGAUUGCAACAGAGGCCACGUGGCUGUUAAGUGCCCCCCCUAGCAACAUGUGAUACAGAAUACGUUGCAAGCACCACUUAGGGUCCUCAACG
Messenger RNA from Ectocarpus sp. CCAP 1310/34, 1429 nucleotides. NCBI's taxonomy places the organism in Eukaryota, Phaeophyceae, Ectocarpales, Ectocarpaceae. The record is from the annotation of a GenBank genome assembly.